Messenger RNA from Carassius gibelio (silver crucian carp), 1140 nucleotides. RefSeq names its product CTD nuclear envelope phosphatase 1 regulatory subunit 1 (gene cnep1r1). Bases 123 to 500 code for a protein of 125 amino acids. The transcript has 6 exons. Gene Ontology annotation, cellular component: cytoplasm; Nem1-Spo7 phosphatase complex. Lineage: Eukaryota; Metazoa; Chordata; Actinopteri; Cypriniformes; Cyprinidae. The record is from RefSeq and is a predicted model, not a curated record.
GACGCUUUCUUCUCUACGAGCCAAUGAGAAGAGAGCUUCCACGAUUGGCUGACGCACGCUGACGGCAGUUGCGUGUUUUUGCAGGCCUACGUUCAGCGACUACAGCAUUGGAAGGAAGAGCAAUGAAUUCAUUAGAACAAGCCGAAGACCUGAAGGCUUUUGAGAGGAGACUGACAGAGUAUGUGUCUUGUUUGCAGCCAGCUACAGGUCGUUGGCGCAUGAUUCUGAUUGUGGUGUCUGUGUGCACAGCCACAGGUGCCUGGAACUGGCUGAUAGAUCCAGACACUCAGAAAGUUUCUUUCUUUUCAUCUUUAUGGAAUCAUCCAUUUUUCACAAUCAGCUGUGUGACUCUGAUUGGCCUUUUCUUUGCUGGAAUACACAAACGAGUUGUUGCACCAUCUAUUAUUGCGGCACGCUGCCGGACAGUACUAGCGGAAUAUAACAUGUCCUGUGAUGAUACGGGGAAACUUAUCCUGAAACCACGGCCUCAUAUCCAAUAGCACUUUGAAGAGACCGAAGUGGAGAGUAUUUCAUAUCAACAUAUUAAUCAUGAAGAUUGCACAUAGGGUUCAACGCCGGGAGAUUUUCCAAAGGGUGUGAAGGUCCACCUCCCAAACAGGACUCUAACUUCCCUCUGCAAUUUAUGAAAAAGCAAUGGGAGCUCAAACAGAAAUGCCCAUUUUAAAGAAAACCAUUGUUUCUUCUAUUUUUAAAAAACAUCUUUAUAUUUCUGUUGGAAAAUGAGUUUAUUUGAUUGUGGAUUUUGAUAACCUCAUUUGUAAAGCUGUUGUCCUAUUUUAGAUGCAUACGGUGUAUGUUUUUUUAAGUAAACUGCUGAACACGUAAUAAAUAUUGAAGUAUAGAUAUUAGUUCACGUUAAGCUGACCUUUAUAUAUAUAGGCAACAUUUGUAGAAUGUCAGUGCCUAUGAUAUGAUGUGCUGCUUUUUGUUGUUUUAUAAAUAACUUUUAUGUGACCAAAGGCUGCACUAGAUGUUAAACCUUUAAGGGAAACAGGCAAAUGCAUCUUUAAUGAGUGUCAUGUUUGCUGAGAUUUUAUUUACUUUCACUCCAGAGUCAAAGUCUACAAGAAAAUAUUGAAAUAAGCUGUGUUGGCAAUAAUAAAAGUUUGUUGUACAGUG